AUGCCGGCCCGCCGGUCGAAGGUGGCGGAGGCCGCCGACAAGGCCGCUGAUGGCUCCGACUCUGACGUCGAGAGCGAGGAGGCGCUGGCGGACAUGGCCACCAGCGUGCUACUUGCCGUCGGCGACGAGGGGAGCGAGCAUGAGCAGGAAGGGGGGGAGGAGGGCGACGCGGAGGAGGAGGGGUGCGCUGAGGAGGAGGGGCGCGCUGAGGAGGAGGCUGGGGAGGAGGGGGCGAGCGCCGCGCCCAAGAAGCGCAGUGGAAAGUCCGCCAAACGCAUCCUUCAGCAAGAGAAGACAAGAAUGGUCAACCGAAUGCUGCAGCUUCUACGGGCGGGCGACCCCGCUGAUCGGUUCAGGUCAUUGAGCAUGGCGGACAUGGCGGAAGCUCGGAAAACGGCCGACGUCGACAUGGGGCGGAUGAGGGAGGCUGCCGGUGCGGAGGCUAGGCCCGGGACCGCCAACUUGCUUGGCCACAGCGCACAACGUAGCCUCGCGCGGGCGUUGGUCGACCAGCUGGACCCCGACAACAGGAGGGCGCUCCGCGACGACGUGGGGAGCAUAUCGGCGACCAUCGCGGACGUCGUCGUCGCCGAGGGGGCGCUCAUCACAGCCGCCCAGAGCUUGGUCGAGAUCUGCAGACUGGCCGGCGAGCCCCUCCGACUCAUCGUUGCAUCCUCUCGGAGCGCAGGCCGCAGCUACCUGGUCACGGACUGCGACGACACAGCGCGGAUCGUGGCGGGGGACCUGAUGGGGCAGCCCGUCGACACCGCCCGCGCAGCCCGGCGUGCUGUGGACACCUACGUGGGCUCCCUGUUUGUUGAGGGGGAGAAAAAUGGGGGGAAGAGAAAACACAGGGCUAAAAAAGACGGGGAUGAAAAAGAAGCGCUCGUAGCCAAGUCGUCUCUGGCUCCGCCCACCCCGCGCAGGCAAACCCCUGGCGCCCAUCGUGCCCAUCUGGAAAAACAGAGAGGGCCUCCGCGACGCACUUCGGGACAAGUACAACAGUGCAUCCGGCAGGGACAUCAGGCGCACGCCUUGGCCCUGAUCCGCGCGCUGACAAACCCCCUCCUUGUCGUGGGCUGGCCGCCGUACUCGCUGUAUGGCCACACCUUUGGCAAGACCGCAAGCAAGGAGGAAGUGGCAAGCUUCUCGCUGUACUGGGACUGCAUUCAGCUCCGUCGGCGCGAGGACGUGAGCAUCGACGACCUUUUCGCGGAAGAAAGGCCCGGGGACCCGCUGGCAUCGGUGCCCGGCGUGACCAAGAACGGCUGGGAGGGGGCAGGGCCCACGGCUGCUCAGAUCGAGGCGCUUUCUGGCUCCCCAGUCAGCGGGGUCGGCGAGGGGGCAUCGGGGAAGGUGGCCAUGGAGGCGGCGGAGGGGGUGGGGGAGGAGGUGGCAGAGAAGACGGCGGAGAAGGCAGCGGAGAAGGCGCCGGGGGAGGCUGAGGCUGGGAAGCGCAAGCGCGCAGAGGAGGGGGAGCCGGAGCAAGCGCCCCCCGAGAAGGGGGCCAGGCCCACUGCAGCCGCGGAGGAGGAGGGGUCGGAGGAGGAGGGGUCGGACGAGGAGGGGUCGGACAGGGAUAGGAAUUGGGCGGAGGAUAUGGCCACGCUAUCUCUUCGCCUGACCCAGGCCCGCCAAACGGCGGACUAUCACGGAGGGUUCAAGGGGAGGUACAAAGCCACAGGCGGCCCCGAGGCCUCAAAGCUGCUCGACGAAACCAUGCACCUAUUCAAAAGCUUGCGCGCUCAGAGGCUAAUGGCGGGAAAGGGGGCAAGAAUGCGAUCAGGCAAAACGUGGCAACUUUGGGGAAGGCGGCGGACCGCAUAUGGGAAGGCUACAGGGGCGUCGCAGAUGACAUUUACGCGCGCAUGCAGGAAGCGGCAAAGCAGGUAUGAGUUGGGGGAGACGAGAGGCAAAACGACGGGCACCCAAACCCAAGCUGGCCGCACCGAAACUGGCCAAAGGGGAGGAGUACUUGCUUGGCAACACCGAGGCGCGCGAGCACUGGCAGGUGGCGCCGCUGACGAGCAUCGGAUUCAAUGCAAAGGGUGUCCAAAGUCAUGGGCGGAGGUGGAGAGGGGGUUGGGCCUGCCGAAGCCUGCCUCAGUGGUGCCCUAUGCGCGCGCCACCGGCCACGGCGAGAUGCCCGGCUUCUGGAUGCCGCCACAGGCUGUGAUGGACGAGUGCGCACGCCUGGCCCAGUAUGGCGACGUCGGCCCCUUCACUCUGCCGCCGACCGUGCUUGGCCUCUACCCAAACCUGAAGGAGGCGGGGAGCGGGUGGAUGGGCGCGCCCGACAUGGCCAGCCUAGUGGGGAACAUGGCCGGCGGGCCAAAGAGCGCAAGCAAUCGGCUGUCGCUGACCACGAUAUACACGUACGUCGACACCCUGGCGAAGUCGGCGGCCGUGACCCAGAGGGAGACAGGGCAACCCCUACGACGCAUGUGGACGGCGGGCGAGGCGCUGCUGAUUGGGGAGGGGUGCUUGGCUCCCGCAUACAUUCACCCGCGAUCGGGGAAAAUGAACGCGGCCGCAUGGACCGAGGACAUUCGCUGGCGCAUCAUGGGCAGGGUGCGGUGGGCCCACGUCCCCCCCCCCAUCUAUGUGUCGCACCCCCGCCAGCAGGACAUGGACUCCUGCGGGGUUCUGUUGUGCUGCAUGGCCAGCUGGAUUAUUCACGGCACGGUGGGGGAGCGCGAUGCGAAGGGGGCGCCUGUGCUCCCGGCCACGUACUCCACCAGUCAGGUCAACGUUGCGCGCUGGACGAUCAUGUGGACCAUUCUGCACGGGAAAGCCUCGAACAUCACGGCCGUGGGCAAGGAUCAAGGGGGCACGGAAGGCUGGGCGGCCCCUCUGGGCGACAUGGCCAGCUGGGUGGCCGGUGGACGGAAACCACCGGCGGCCACAAGUGCAGCGACCCGCGCGGCAGAGUCGAAAACCGCAGAAGCCGUGGCAGGGAGCGCUGGCGGCAGGGAGCCGUCGGUCAAAGCGGUCGGCGGUGAUGGUUGA
Messenger RNA from Fimicolochytrium jonesii, 3009 nucleotides. RefSeq lists its product as uncharacterized. NCBI's taxonomy places the organism in Eukaryota, Fungi, Chytridiomycota, Chytridiomycetes, Spizellomycetales, Powellomycetaceae. The transcript is spliced from 6 exons. The coding region runs from base 1 to 3009 and encodes 1002 amino acids. The record is from RefSeq and is a predicted model, not a curated record.